AUGUCCUCAAAGGAAACAAAAGCUUUGUUUAAAGAAAUCCGAGAAGCUAUAAAAACGGAAAAAUACGAAGAGGCCAUAAAGAAAUGUGAGGAAGUCUUGAAGCUAGAACCUAAAAGUUAUAUGGGCCAUAUAUUGCUGGGAGCAGCCUAUCAAAAUAGUAAUAAACAAGAAGCGGCCAAAUAUUUGCGUAAAGCCGUCGAAUAUUCGGCACCUCAGCCACCAACUGUUGCACUUCAGGGCCUGGCAAAUUGUGCCCCCAGUGAAGAGCUGCCACACAUUUUUGAACAAUUAAUAAAAUUGGUUCCAGAAAAACAAUUGGAUUAUUUUGAGAAAUUAUAUAAUGUCUCCACGAAUAGUUCCAAGGUGGCCACGGAGUGUUUUCAUACAUUUAAACGUCUAUUAGCCAUCACGGAUUUAGAAACUCACAAGACUGUUUUAUUAAAAUAUUAUGGUAGACUUUUAAUACAAAAGGACAUCACAGUUGAGGAGGAGGAUGAGGAGAAUUACAAAUCAAGUUUGGAAGAAUUAUUAAAGGACAACGCAUUGGAUGUUUACCUGCCGGCCUAUAAACGCUAUUUAAAACUUUUAUAUAAACAACAAGAUUUGGCAAAAUGUUUGGAAUAUGCCUGCAAACUGGUGGAUUUGUAUCCACAAGAUAUUUAUGCCUAUGAAUGGAUAUGCAAAAUAUAUUGUGAAAAUUAUGAUUGCACAGAGGAGAAUAACAAUUGUUUAGAAAGUUUACAACAAAAUAUCGAAUACUAUGCAACAAAACUGGGAGAAUUAAAUUCUGAAUCCAGUUUGGCUUUGCUAAUACAAGCCAUUGAAAAAUAUAGUGCCGAACAAUAUGUUGCCGCCCGAGAUAUAUUGUAUAGGGUGUUAGUGAUACAACCAAAUUAUUCAGUAGCAAUGAAAUUAUUAGCUCGUUGUGAAAUGCAUUUAGAGGCGUUCGGUUUGGCCUAUCCGUUAUGGCAACAAUUGAAUGAUAAAACCAAUGUUGAUUAUGCCAUAUGUGUUUCGUAUUCGUGUGUGGAUUCAGAGAUAUUAAAUGAAGCAGUUGAUGUUCUAAAGGCACUGGAAGAGAAAGAGAAAACUGAAGAUGCUGUUAGAGCAUUGGCAAGAUGUUAUUUAAAAUUGGGCGAUGCACGUAAUCUCAAUCGUCUGCAAAUGAGUGAUGUUUCGAAGGCGGAAUUUUUCUACUAUGAUACACCCUCCGAAGCCAUUCAAUUCUUAGGCUCAACAUGGGAAGAUUUGGAAACUUAUAACGCAUUAGUUUUACGCGCCCAAUACUAUUAUGAAUUACAGGACUAUGAUGUAGCCCUGACAUGUGCCUUAAAAGCCACUCGCUUGAGGCCUUACAGUUCCGUGUGUUUUUAUCAUUUGGGUAAAAUAUAUUUGGCCACCAAUGAUAUGGUACGUUCACGUAAAUGUUUUGAGAAAUGUAUUACCCUGAAUCCCAUCAAUGAGGAUGCUGUGGAAAAUCUUUCGGCAAUUUAUCAGCAAUUGGGUGAAGAGGAUCUCAAUGUUGCCUUACUUUUGAAUACCUUGAAGAAAGUCAAAACGCCAUCGAAAUUUAAACACAUUCACUAUAAACUGGGUCUACACUAUUUGAAUGUGAAUAAUUGUGAUGAGGCCAUUCACUGCUUCCGCACGGCCAUAAAACAUGAUGUCUCUUGUAUGAUAUAUUGGGAGUCCUUGGGUGAUGCUUAUGCAGCCAGAGGUUCAUACAAUUCAGCAAUAAGAGUUUAUCAGAAAAUUUUGGAAAUGCAGCCGGAUAAUGUAUAUGCCAAGCUACAAAUGGCCAUUAUGAAAACAACAAUACGCAUGUAUUCCGAGGCAAUAGAAGAUUUUGAUAAUUUACUAAAAGAACAUGAAGACUAUUUGCCGGCCCUAAAGGGAGCUGCUGAGGCGCAUAUUGGUUUGGCCAAUUUUCUGAAUCAGGAAAAUCGUUAUGGUCGGGCCAAGGAUCAUUUUCAAAUGGCCAUCAAUAUGUUGCAAAGAUGUUUCCUAAACCCCGAUAAUUUAAAUAUGGUUUGGCUAUGGCGUCUAACGGCCAAUGUGUUUGUUUCAACCGCCCAAAUGCCUGAGUCCUUGGCGAAUUUAGAUGUUAGCGGAAAACUGGCCAAGCGGGAGUCGGAUAUAGCUUUUUUGACACGCAAAGAUUUGCUGAAUUUGGCCUUGAGAUUCUAUACCUGCGCCUUGAAAAUCAAACAAAACACCUACCUUUGGUAUGAGCUGGCUUUGUGUUCCUAUUACUGUGCCAAUAUUUUAUGUGAGGAAUCCGAGUCACAUUUGGAAAUGGCCACCAAGGCCUGUCAAAUGGCAAUUAAAGAAGAUCCAAACAGAUGGCAGAACUGGAAUUUAUUGGGUGUUAUUAAUAUGCAUACAUCCAUCAACAAUUUACCCUUGGCCCAACACUGCUUCGUUCAAGCCCUAACCCUUGAACGUAAAUCCUAUACCACCUGGACCAAUUUGGGUGUGCUGUAUUUAAAAUUAAAUGAAAUUCGCAUGGCCAAUCAAGCUUUCCAGAGAGCCCAACAAUCCUCUCCAGUCUACCAAAAUGCAUGGAUUGGUCAGGCCAUGAUUGCUGAAUAUAUUCAUGAAGAGGAAGAGGCGGUGGAUUUAUUCCGUCAUUGUCAACAAUUCGAUUAUCAUCCGGAAUCCGCUAUAGGCUAUGCUCAUUGGGUUUGCCAUAUUUUAUCCGAUGAAGAGAAAUGCAAAUUACCCCAUUAUAAACAUGCCAUCGAUUCAAUGUAUGCUGAUGUGGUUGCCUUCGAUGCCAUUAGUUGGUAUACGAUAAAUGAAGAGAAUGAUGCCUCCACGAGUGCAUGGUCUUUUUUGGGAUUCCUAUGUGAACGUCAUCGUCUAUAUCGUUUGGCCACGAAGGCCUAUAGUAAGGCGGCCGAAAAGGCCACGGGAAAUGAACGUGAUUUAAUGUACACAAAUCUGGGCUAUAGUCAUUUGCGUUUAAAUGAACCCAAUGAAGCGAUUAUGGCUUUUAAUAAAAUUGCUCAUGCCUCGUUUAAGCCAAUGAUUGGUUUAGCAUUAGCCUAUUACAAGGCUGGGCAACAUCAGGAAUCUUAUUCGGUAUAUAAAUCGGUAUUGAAAAGUGUGGCCGGCAUUGAAGAUGAUAAGGCAUCGCGGAUUUUGGUGGCAAUGGCUUCGAUGGUUUAUGCUUUUCAGGGUGAAGCGGAUACGAAAACUAUUUUGUAUCAAUGUAUCCUCCUAAAAGACUCUCCCAUACAAGCCUUGUUUUCGGCCUGUGCCUUGGGUAUUUUACAUCAUGACAAUCAAUUAUCCGAAACUAUUUUAACUGAACUGAAGAAACGUGAAAACUCGGAAAAACAUGUGGCUGAUAUUGCCUAUCUAACAGCCCAAUAUUAUUUAGUAAAUAAUCAACCUCGCAAAGCUUUAUGCUACCUCAUGACACGUGUUCACAUCUUUCCCAACUGUGCCCAAUUGCGUAAAGUUUUGGCCAAUUUCCUAUUGGAAAACUAUGGACAAAAACGUCAAUAUCAAACGGCCACCAGUCAAAUAGCAUUGAGUGCUAUAUCCCUGGUGCAUUCAAGCAAGACAAAGAAGAGUGACUCUCUGGAAGAUUCUCAAACCUUGUUGGUUGCCAGCCAAGCUUUAGAGCCAGUCAAUAGAAAUCGUUCAUUGAAACUGAUACAAAAGGCAAUUUUAUUGCAUCCCAAAAAUGUAAAUGCCUGGAAUGCUUUAUUGGCCGUACACUAAAUUCGCAAUG
Messenger RNA from Musca vetustissima, 3742 nucleotides. RefSeq names its product tetratricopeptide repeat protein 37. Lineage: Eukaryota; Metazoa; Arthropoda; Insecta; Diptera; Muscidae. Gene Ontology annotation, cellular component: Ski complex. The transcript has 15 exons. Gene Ontology annotation, molecular function: protein binding. The record is from RefSeq and is a predicted model, not a curated record. Bases 1 to 3732 code for a protein of 1243 amino acids.